GAACAGGCCUCGGAGAAGUGGGCACCACCUCGGGGGGAGUUUUGUGGAUGAAUGACGAACAGCCAUGUCUGCUGAAAAGGUGUUCCGGCCUGGUGGGAAACGAGCCGCCACUCACUGAUCAAGGAACAGUGUUGCGUCAAAUCGCCAACAUAGCCACAGGAAGUGGGCUAAAGCAGGCAAAGGACAUUUUCAAAAUAAUAGCAGGCACGUUUAUAUGUGACAUAGCACAUCACCGCUGAUUACAAAACUUUAUAUAAAGACUAGCAGGAACACAUUCCUGUUGAAGGCAACCUCUGUUUGCUCCCCGUGUCCUGGCUACAUAAAUAUUUGAGGAACCACUGAUUAUGGCGAUAACCUUAAUUUUAGUGCGUUGAAAAUUGUUUAUUGUGAAACAUCUGUAUCCGGAACUAGCUGCCUAUGUCAUGGCGAAGUCGACUCUUUUGGAAACGAGGGGGGAGGAAAGUCAUUAUUUAGGGGGAAGAAAGAAAGAAACAAAGUUGUCGACCGUGCAGAGCACACGGGGAGCGGUUUUAUUUAUCCGGAGAGGCUCGUUUAGUGCAGCGCCGCUCUUGCUGGGAACUAAUUGCAACGGCGCGCCGGGUUCUCCUGUUUCCUCCUCUGGCUCCAAACUUAUCCGCUACUAUCGCACCGAGUCCCGGACAGGAUUCCUCCUUUGGGGAAAACGGGAAUGAUAAAAGCGUUCGAGCGCGGACGGAAAGACGGACGGACGGACGGACGGACGGACAGGAGUCCAGCGGGUGCCGUGUGCUCCGUUCGCUGCUGCCUGAGCUGAAGUAAGUCGGGACAUUUGCACUUUUCUCCGAGCGCGUUUCAUCCCGGGAUGAAUGGCAGACAUCGGCUGAGUCGACGAUCUGUGCACAAGGGGACUUAUUUAGCCGUCUACACUGGAGCCGCAUGAAGCAGCGGUAGCCUGCGUCCUGCCGGACCUCUCCGCUUUGUGUCUGUUUUUACAAUAACCCCCCCUCGCCGGAGCACCGCCACCGAGCAAACUUCACUGAAGCACGUUUCAGUCGGAGGAGAUGCAGAUGUGGCUCCACAAAGGAGGCCCUCCACGACCAUAGGUCACGCCGCAGUGAUCCUAGACGUGCGUUUCUCCCACUUCCUGUCUGGAUUGACUUGAACUGUUAGUAAUUGUCUGAUAAUCCAAUGGAUCCCCGCUCACCACAGUCUACCUGUGCCUGUGGACUUUCCACAUGAAGGCAAACCAGAUGACUCAGAGGACUGAAGUCAUGUAACCACCCUGAAAUGUCUUAAAGGUCUUAUUUAUCAGUUUUCUAUUUAUUGGGUGAGUGUGUAUAUACAGGGUCCUUCAGUCCCAGCUUUUAAUUUGCUGUUUCUUUAGAAUUGCUAUAGUUGUAGUUGAAACUGUAGGUUGACUUGAACAUAUUUGUUCUGCUUUACAUCUGUAUUUGAGCAGAUUCAUCUGUAAUUUAUAGAGAGAGAAAUAAGACUUUGCCAAGAAAGGUAAUUUAAAAAAAAAAAAAAAACAAGCGUUCGCCAUGGACCGGCCAAUAAGCAAGUUAUUGGAGAAGCUGAAGCUAACGGACUCGGGCAGUGUGAAAUUCAACAGUUCCAAGAAAAAACACGACUCUGCCAACAACUCCAAUAACAGCAACGCCAACGCCGGCAUCUCUGGGGGCGGCGCCGUGCCACCGGCCCCCAGCGCUGCAGCCGCCUCGCCUUCCAGACCCAGCCAGUUCUCGCUCGCCUCUGCGACCACAGGCGACGCGUGUGUUCCGCUGGCUGGAAGAGGAGGCGGCGGCGCCGGAGGCGGCGGGGGCAUGGCGGUGCCCUCCUCUCAGCUCCUCGCGCCCCCGUCGACGCCGUCCGCUCUGGCUCCCGCACCUGGAGAGGGCGACGCGCAGCUUCCCCCCUCCAUCCUGGCACCGCUGAGGCGCCGCUCCCCUCAGCAGCGGGCUUCCUGCUACCUGGGCGAAGGGGUGGAUUCCCACCUGAGACGCGAGUCCGGCCUGGGCCCCGAGGCCGACCUCCCGGGGCCGUUUGGCUCCAAGGCGUCCCUCAACCAGCGCCGCUACUCCCUGGAGCUCCAGCAGCUGAGCCGACGGCAGCAGCUCCUGUCCCAGCCACCACCCCUCUCCGUAGCCCCACCGUACCCCGCUGCCGCGGGAUAUGGGUCCGCUCCCAGAGGAGGCGGAGGCGGCCUGGUGGAGCCGGGCUACCUCUCUGAGCCGGAGAGACACAAGCGCUUCUCCCUCCAGGAGGCUCUGUUCUACAAGCGCCUGAGCACGGGCAGUGAACUGUGGGAGAGCACCAGGCCCGCAUCCCUUUCCCAUCCACCGCAUCGCCCAUCAGAUGUGACCGUAGGUGGUGUAGGAGGGGGCUUCUUCUACCCCCCAGGACCCACUCUGAGCCCAUGCUCAUCCUUCAGCCUGCAGGAGUCAGUGCUGGUCAGCCCCAGGUCCAGCUUUGCCUCCAGCACUGCCAGUGGCGGUGGAGGAGGGAGCCCCAUGGGGAGCCGCUGCAGCAGCAACCGGACCAGCGGCAUCAGCCUAGGCUACGACUCUCGCUACUCUGCCUCCGGAGGCCUCCCGCCACAGCAGCAGCCCCACUCUGUGCAGACAGGGGCCUCUGCAGCCAUUUACAGGGCUGGCGUAGCACCCGGGGAGCCCUGGACUCAGUACUUCGAUGGAGGGAUGCGUCCAGGGACCUACGAUAGUCGGCACUCCUACCCGCCUGCUGUUGGAAGUCCAGCAGCAACGUGUUACCAAGGCGGCUCCGACUGGUGGGAUGAGCAACACGCAGGGGGGAGAGGCAAAGAGGGGGGUGUGAUGGGGGAGCGGGCCCGCUACUCAGACCUUCCCGGCACUCGGUACCAGGAGGAGCUCACCCGACUGCUUCUGAGAGAUGCGGUGCUGGGAGACGACGGGCUCCUGGAGGGGCUGAUGCUGAAGGAGCCGCCUCUGGCCCUUUCCAAGCCAAGCGCGACGAUACUGGCCCCCUCCUCAGCCGCAGCACCAGCCAACGCUCAGGAGGAACCAGGGCUCCGAGCCGGAAGAGAGGCGGUGGAGAACCGACAGGAGUUCUUUGGGGCGGUGUGCUGUAGCCUGUUUUUCUGUUCAGGUAUGCGUGCCCAGAGGGGACAUACAAUACUGUACUCCUCUCAGCCAUUAGGAAGAAACCAGAGGCAGCGGGCCAUAAAUACAGACGCCCUGAGCUCAGCCAACACCUGCACGUUCAGAGGAACCUGUGUGAAGUGUGGGAAAGGCGUGUACGGGGCGGACAACGCCUGCCAGGCCCUGGACAGCCUCUAUCACACCCGCUGCUUCACCUGCGUGUCCUGCGGACGCACCCUGAGAAACAAGGACUUCUACAAUGUCAACGGCUCUGUGUACUGUAAAGAGGAUUACAUGUUUUCAGGAUUCCAGGCCGCUGCGGAGAAGUGUAACGUGUGUGGCCACCUCAUCCUCGAACAGAUCCUGCAGGCCGUGGGGAACUCGUACCACCCCGGCUGCUUCCGCUGCGUGGUGUGCUCCAAGGCUCUGGACGGGGUCCCGUUCACAGUGGACCAACACAGCAACAUCUACUGCGUCACAGACUACAACAAGACCUUUGCCCCAAAGUGUGCUGCCUGUUUACAGCCCAUCCUACCCACUGAGGGCAGUGAAGAGAUCCUCAGGGUGGUGUCAAUGAACAAGGACUAUCACUUUGAGUGCUACCACUGCGAGGAGUGUGGUAAGCAGCUGUCUGAUAAGCCCGGGUCGCAGUGCUUCCCUCUGGACUCUCAUCUCCUCUGCCACUCGUGUCACAUGAGCAGAGUGUGCGCCACACACAACAUUCCCCCUCACAACACACACUGAGCUGCUCCACGCCGCUGAGGACGUGCAUGCUGUCACCGCUUCUGCUCACGUUAAUGUCACCAUGAAACUGCUGAUAUUAGAGGAGACGUCAGUGUCUUCUGUGUACAUGCCUGCUGUACUUGUAUUAUUACUGUACUAUAGUUAUAAGGGAGUGAAACUACUGCUUUUUUACCAUUUGGCUACUGUUUGCUGUAGAAGAAUAAGGGAUUUUUGCGUAACUAUUUUGUACAUAUUACCAUUAGCAAACAUUUUGCACUUAAAUUCGACUUUACUGUAAGAUUUGUGUGAAUCUGUACAAAUUAGGGGACAACAUUACUGUAAUUUCUGUAUGCUGUAAUAAAUAUUUUUGAUGCGUCUUUCA
This is a messenger RNA of Betta splendens (Siamese fighting fish), 4200 nucleotides long. It is a transcript of the gene ajuba, whose product is annotated as ajuba LIM protein. Gene Ontology annotation, molecular function: transcription corepressor activity. The coding region runs from base 1521 to 3839 and encodes 772 amino acids. The transcript is spliced from 9 exons. Gene Ontology annotation, biological process: regulation of DNA-templated transcription; cytoskeleton organization; response to hypoxia. Lineage: Eukaryota; Metazoa; Chordata; Actinopteri; Anabantiformes; Osphronemidae. Gene Ontology annotation, cellular component: adherens junction; P-body; transcription regulator complex. The record is from RefSeq and is a predicted model, not a curated record.